AUCCAGGCCAGUAUUGAUCAGUGUGUGUUUACAUAGAGAGCUGAGCAGUGUUGUCUCUUCGUUCACUGUCAGUCAGUGCCACCAUGCUUUCUGUGGUUAUACAAAAGAGUGCCGUCACUUUGCAGUGCUAUCUCCUCCAUGUUACUUUGAGCUUGCUGCUACUAAGCAAAGCUGCCCUCACAUCAGUGAGCAAUGAAGAGCCCAGUGUUCGUGAAGCUCGGUCAGUGGGUGAUCAGCUGGUAGUUCGGGACUGUGUUUUGUCAGAAUGGAGCAGGUGGUCUCGCUGUGACACCUGCCAGAAAAAGCGAUACCGCUUUGCUAAACUCACCCAGCCAUCUCAGUUUGGUGGAGAGCCAUGCAAUUUUCACGGCAGGGAGGAGGAGGCCUGCGAAGUUCCAGCUCGCUACACCUGUGACAACGUUCCUUUGUGUGAAGGUUUCCUCUGCACCCAAACAGGUCGCUGUAUACCAAGAACUCUGCAGUGUAAUGGCGAGGAUGACUGCGGGGACAUGUCAGAUGAAGCAGGCUGUAAGAAGGGUCAGAAGCCCUGCAGGCAGCAGGCCGAGGAGUACUGGGGAAUUGAGAAUCUUGCCAAAGGAAUCAACAUUUUGAACAGUAACCUGGAGGGAGUAGUGCUUGAUAACAGAUACUACGCCGGCAGCUGCUUGCCACACUACAUCCAAGAUGUCAGAUUCAGGAAGCCUUACAACUUGCAGCAGUACACUCUACAGACAAGGGGCUCGUAUGAUUUCACACUUGAGGCCUUUGAGACAUACUCUGACUACAUGUCCCACACCAUAAAGGAGCGAAUGACACAAACCACUGUUAGCAUUGGCUUUUCCUUUCCGGGUGUAUUUCACUUUGGCUUCAACUACAAUGAUGCCAAAGUCACCAAGUCAAUCCAGAAGAUUCGCCGUGCCUCAAGCAAAACUAACAGCUUUGUGAAGGCCAAAGCAGAACUGGAGUUGGCCCAGUACAUGCUAAAGUCAGAUAAUCUGAUGCUUCACCCUGAGUUCCUACAGCAACUGCGCUCCUUGCCACAAACCUAUAUUUACGGGGAAUACCGACAGAUCUACAGAGACUACGGCACCCAUUACAUCACAGAGGCUGCUCUUGGAGGACAGUAUGAGUACACCCUCAUUGUGAACAAAGAAAAGCUAGAGAAAACAGAUUAUUCUUUGGACGACUACAAGAGAUGUGUGCAGUCAGGCCUUAGCGUUGGGGCCAACAUUUAUGGCGUUUACGUGUCGGGCGGUCUUUCCAGUGGAUCCUGUCAUGGUGUGCUGAAUGAGAUGGGAGAGGACACCUUGUAUGGCAGCAUGGUGGAGGAUUUCGUUUCUGUUGUAAAGGGUGGAAGCAGUGAAUCUGUCACUGCAUUGGUGGCUAAGAAGCUUCCCACCCCAAAGCUGAUGACCCUAUGGGGCGAGGGUGUACGUUUCAACCCUGAUUUCAUUCGCAGAACUACACGGCCGUUGUAUGAGCUGAUCACCUCCAGAGACUUUACCCAUGAUGCCACCCUGAAGAGAAACCUGAAGAGAGCCCUGUCAGAGUACCUGGAAGAGGCUAGUCCAUGCCGAUGUGUUCCCUGCAAAAAUAAUGGAGUGGCUGUUCUGAGAGGUACCAGGUGUGACUGUGUGUGUCCUCUGGGAUACAGUGGACUGGGCUGUGAGAUCACAAAGAGGCCAACAGAUAUUGCCAUCGAUGGCAGCUGGAGCUGCUGGGGUUCGUGGUCAUCUUGCAGUGGAGGAACAAUGACAAGGAGUCGCCAAUGUAACAACCCAGCACCCAGUAAUGGAGGCAUGUCAUGCAACGGACUGCAGCAGGAGCCUACUGAAUGCUUUUAAAACCUGUUCAAGAAAUCUUGCUUCAACAUUGGCAUAGAGAUUAAUAAACACUUCCCUGAAAAUAGAA
Molecule: messenger RNA, 1911 nt
Organism: Scomber japonicus (chub mackerel)
Lineage: Eukaryota; Metazoa; Chordata; Actinopteri; Scombriformes; Scombridae
Gene: c8b
Product: complement component 8, beta polypeptide
Exons: 12
Coding region: 84-1844 (586 amino acids)
Biological process (GO): immune response
Cellular component (GO): membrane attack complex
Molecular function (GO): protein binding
Source: RefSeq, a predicted model, not a curated record